UGCCUGAAUGAAGCAGUCCAGCUGUUCCCUUCCUGCAGGAGGAGAUUGAGUUUCACGCGCCGCGUGAGCUGCAACUUCGCGACUCCGCUCGGAGCGUGGCCGGGGGCCACGCAGUCCUCUGCCCGCGCGGAUGGGCGGAAAGCCCCUCCAAGGCUGACCCGGGCAGGCGCUCCGCUUUCCCUGCCCAGCUUGGCACGGCCAGUCGCAGAGGCUGGAGGGAGAAAAGCCGUGGGAUUGGCAUGCGUGGUCCUUUUUCACUCCAGAGCAACUUUUGGGAUCUUGUGUUGGCCUGUUCGUUGCUUCUGGCAGACAACUAAGACCAGAGGACACUGAGGCUGAUGGAGAGGCUGAUGCGGAAGAUGAUUCUGUUGAUGAAGUGACAACUGAAAAUAUACGGCCAAGACCACAAGGAUCCUCUCCAGUUUACGAGUACUGCAUAGAAGACGAGUAUUUUAACAAAAAGCUUCAGCAGGAUAUAGAGAACAGACAAAGAAGGGAUUCUUCUAUCAAAAUGAGUGAUUCACAGGAGCCUAUGGAGGUGACCUUGCAAACUGAAGUGGAAUCUGGCGCAAGCGGAUUUAGUGUGACUGGUGGAGGAGCUGAAGGAAUAUUUGUGAAACAAGUGCUCAAGGAGUCCCCAGCAUCAAAGUUAUUCAAUCUGAGAGAAGGUGAUCAGCUUCUGAGUGCCACAGUCUUUUUUGACAAUAUCAAAUAUGAAGAUGCACUGAAGAUUCUGCAGUAUUCUGAACCAUACAAAGUACAGUUCAACCUUAAAAGAAAACUCACUGAGAAGGAAGAGGUGGAAAAAAUACUUUCUGCAACACAGUCCAAAAAGGAAAAAUGGAGCCAGGGAAAAGAAAUUCUGGAAAUAUCAGAGAAGACUAUCUCAGAAGAAGACAAAGCAAACUUAAUUGUAAAGCAAAGAGUUGGGCGACCAAAAAGAACCAAGAAGGACAGACUCUCCUGGCCAAAAUUUCAGUCAAUAAAAGGAAAAACUAUUUUGGGACAUAGGCGAUCUCGAAGCACUUCAGAUGCAUAUGAGCAAGCCAUUCCAGAUGUUUCUCCAACAAGCACAGACACUGAAUCACAAUUUCAACCAGAAGAAAUGCAUGUGAAGGCUAAAAAAGGAAGUCAAAAGAAAUUAAAAUUCCCCAGUAUUGGAUUCAAGAUGCAUAAAAAUAGACAAGAAACAGAGGGAAGGAUAAAAUAUGAUGUAAAACCUCUCACAAAGUAUGAAAAUGACACUACCCAUGAAAUUCCAGAACUGAUCGAAGUAGCAUAUGCUACUUCGUGGGAUAAAGACAAAAAAGAUAUAAGUGAAACAAAAUUAGAACAUCCAGAACUUAUGAAAAAAUGUCCUGAAGUUGAACUGACUAUUAAAAAAACCAAGAAGGAAAAAUCCAAACAAACAACUACAAAACCAGAAACUACAAUUGUGACCUCACAGAUAGGAACAUCACAAGCAUUUCCAAAGAUACGAAAAAAGAAACAGAAGGCAUCAAAAGAAAAAUUACAAUUGGAAAUAAAAUCAGAGAAUGAAAACAAAGAAAAUGAAAUAAAAAGUGAACUAAAAGAUGUAAUAACACACAUAAAAGAAGACAUAAAUGUCACGGUACAUGCAAUUGAUGCAUCAAUACCGACAACACAGGUUUCACUGGAAAUGAAAGAACCACACCAAGGUAUAGAGGCCCGUACAACUGAGACUGUUCAGAAUGGGGGAGAAUUCAAGCUGGAAGGAGUGGAAAGCAAAUUCAAAAUGCCAAAGUUCCAGAUGCCCAAGUUUGGAAUUUCACUUCCCAAAGGGAAAGGUGCUGCAGAAGGUGAAAUCACUGUACCCUCCAUGGAAGGAGAGCUAACUAAGCCAGAACUGAAGGACGAAGUGGCGCUGCCUUCUGUCGCUCUUGAUGCAGACGGCACGGUUCCAGCAGUUGAGACUGAGGGACUAAUUGUGGAAGUGGGCAUGGCUGACAAGGGCACGAUGAAAAUGCCUGAUCAUAAGAUGCCAACUGGGAAAGUCCCCAAACUGAAACCUCCACAAGUGGGCAUCUCCCUGCCAAAGGUGGAAGCAGAUGUCUCCCUGCCACAGGGAAAAAUAGAAGUGCCAGAGCAGGACGUCUCCUUCAAGGCGCCGGAGGCAGAAGGCAGCAUUGAGGGCACCGGAAUGAAAAUCCACAUGCCCAAGUUCAAGAUGCCCAGCAUGCGGUUCUCCAAACCCGAAAUCAAAGGGCCCAAGGUGGAUGUUGAUGUCAGUCUCCCUAAAGUGGAUGCCUCUCUUCCGACAGUCGAUGUCAGAAUUACAAAGCCCGAACUGAAAACAGAGGACAUUGCAGCUGGAGUGGGCCUCUCUGCACCUGACAUUCGGGUGCCAACAGGACAGGCCCCCGUGGAAUUCACAGCUCCAGAACGACAUGUGGAGGGGCCGUCCACUGAGAUUGCUCUGGACACAGACAAGGUGAAGCUCGAAGGCAUGGACAGCAAGUUCAAGAUGCCAAAGUUCCACAUGCCCAAGUUUGGAGUUUCACUUCCCAAAGGGAAAGCAGCUGCAGAAGGGGAAAUCACCCUACCUUCCGUGGAAGCAAGGCUCCCUAAGCCAGAACUGAAGGCUGAAGUGGUGCUGCCCUCUGUCGCCGUUGAUGCAGAUGGCACAGUUCCAGCAGUUGAGAUUGAGGCACCAAGUGUGGAAGUUGGCGUGGCUGACAAGGGCAAGGUGAAAAUGCCUGAUCUUAAGAUGCCGAGUGUGAAAGUCCCGGAACUGAAGACUCCUCAAGUGGGCGUCACCAUGCCAAAGGUGGAAGCAGAUGUCUCCAUGCCAAAGGGAAAAAUAGAAGUUCCAGAGGUAGACGUCUCCAUCAAGGUGCCUGAGACAGAAGGCAGCAUCGAGGGCGCAGGACUGAAAUUCCACAUGCCGAAGUUCAAGAUGCCCAGCAUGGGUGUCUCCAAACCCGAAAUCAAAGGGCCCAAGGUGGAUGUCGACCUCAGUCUCCCUAAAGUGGAUGCCUCUCUUCCGGCAGUCGAUGUCAGCAUGACACAGCCCAAACUGAAAACAGCAGGGAUCGGCCUCUCCGCACCUGACAUUCAGGUGCCAACGGGACAGGCUUCCGUGGAAUUAACAGCUCCAGAAGUACACGUGGAGGGUCCGUCUGCGGAGAUUGCUCUGGACACAGACAAGGUGAAGCUCGAAGGCAUGGACAGCAAGUUCAAGAUGCCAAAGUUCCACAUGCCCAAGUUUGGAAUUUCACUUCCCAAAGGGAAAGCAGCUGCAGAAGGUGAAAUCACCCUACCUUCUGUGGAAGCUGAGCUCCCUAAGCCAGAAAUUAAGGCUGAAGUGGUGCUGCCCUCUGUCGCUGUUGAUGCAGACAUCCCGGUUCCAGCAGUUGAGAUUGAGGCACCAAGUGUGGAAGUUGGCGUGGCUGACAAGGGCAAGGUGAAAAUGCCUGAUCUUAAGAUGCCGAGUGUGAAAGUCCCGGAACUGAAGACUCCUCAAGUGGGCGUCACCAUGCCAAAGGUGGAAGCAGAUGUCUCCAUGCCAAAGGGAAAAAUAGAAGUUCCAGAGGGAGACAUCUCCGUCAAGGUGCCUGAAGCAGAAGGCAGACCUGAGGGCACCGGAAUGAAAUUCCACAUGCCGAAGUUCAAGAUGCCCAGCAUGGGUGUCUCCAAACCUGAAAUCAAAGGGACCAAAGUGGACGUCGACCUCGGUCUCCCUAAAGUGGAUGCCUCCCUUCGAACAGUCGAUGUCAGCAUAACAAAGCCUGAACUGAAAACAAGUGACCUUGAAGCCGGGAUCGGCCUUUCUGCACCUGACAUUCAGGUGCCAACAGGACAAGCUUCUGUAGACAUAACAGCUCCGGAACUACACGUGGAGGUGCCGUCCGCUGAAAUUGCUCUGGACACAGAAAAGGUGAAGCUCGAGGGCAUGGACAGCAAGUUCAAGAUGCCAAAACUCCACAUGCCCAAGUUUGGAGUUUCACUUCCCAAAGGGAAAGCAACUGCAGAAGGUGAAAUCACCCUACCCUCCGUGGAAGGUGAGCUCCCUAUGCCAGAACUGAAGGCUGAAGUGGUGCUGCCCUCUGUAGCCGUUGAUGCGGACAUCCCGGUUCCAGCAGUUGAGAUUGAGGCACCGACUGUGGAAGUUGGCGUGGCUGACAAGGGCAAGGUGAAAAUGCCUGAUCUUAAGAUGCCAAGUGUGAAAGUCCCCAAACUGAAGACUCCUCAAGUGGGCGUCUCCCUGCCAAAGGUGGAAGCAGAUGUCUCCCUGCCAAGAGGAAAAAUAGAAGUGCCUGAUGUGGAUAUCUCGGUCAAGACCCCUGAGGCAGAAAGCAGCAUCGAGGGGACAAGAAUGAAAGUCCACAUGCCCAAGUUCAAGAAGCCCAGCAUGGGGGUCUCCAAACCCGAAAUCAAAGGGCCCAAGGUGGAACUCGACGUCAUUCUCCCUAAAGUGGAUGCCUCUCUUCCAACAGUUGAUGGCAGCAUAACAAAGCCCGAACUGAAAACAAGUGGCCUUGAAGCCGGGAUCGGCCUUUCUGCACCUGACAUUGAGGUGCCAACAGGACAGGUGUCCGUGGAGGUCUCAGCUCCAGAACUACACAUGGAUGUGCCAUCUGCUGAGAUUGCUCUGGACACAGACAAGGUGAAGCUCGAGGGCACGGAUGGCAAACUCAAGAUGCCAAAGCUCCACAUGCCCAGGUUUGGAGUUUCACUUCCCAAAGGGAAAGCACCUGCAGAAGGUGAAAUCACCCUACCUUCAGUGCAAGCUGAGCUCCCUAAGCCGGAACUUAAGGCCGGAAUGGCACUGCCAUCUGUCACCGUUGAUGCAGACAUCCCGGUCCCAGCAGUUGAGACUGAGGCACCAAGUGUGGAAGUUGGUGUGGCUGACAAGGGCAAGGUAAAAAAGCCUGAUCUUAAGAUGCCAAGUGUGAAAGUCCCGAAACUGAAGACGCCUCAAGUCCACAUCACCAUGCCAAAGGUGGAAGCAGAUGUCUCCAUGCCAAAAGGAAAAAUAGAAGUUCCAGAGGUUGACGUCUCCGUCAAGGUGCCUGAGGCAGAAGGCAGCAUCGAGGGCACCGAAAUGAAAGUCCACAUGCCCAAAUUCAAGAUGCCCAGCAUGGGUUUCUCCAAACCUGAAAUCAAAGGGCCCAAGGUGGAUGUCGCCGUCAGUCUCCCUAAAAUGGAUGCCUCUCUUCCAACAGUUGAUGUCAGUAUUACAAAGCCCGAACUGAAAACAGGUGACCUUGCAGCUGGGAUCGGCCUUUCUGCACCUGACAUUCAGGUGCCAACAGGACAGGCAUCCGUGGAGGUCUCAGCUCCAGAACUUCACAUUGAUGUGCCAUCUGCUGAGAUUGCUCUGGACACAGACAAGGUGAAGCUCGAGGGCAUGGAUGGCAAACUCAAGAUGCCAAAGCUCCACAUGCCCAAGUUUGGAGUUUCACUUCCCAAAGGGAAAGCAGCUGCAGAAGGUGAAAUCACUCUACCUUCCUUGGAAUCUGAGCUCCCUACGCCGGCACUGAAGGCUGGAAUGGCACUGCCAUCUGUUACCGUUGAUGCAGACAUCCCGCUUCCAGCAGUUGAGAUUGAGGGACCGAGUUUGGAAGUUGGCAUGGCUGACAAGGGCAAGGUGAAAAUGCCUGAUCUUAAGAUGCCAAGUGUGAAAGUCCCCAAACUGAAGACACCUCAACUGGGCGUCUCCCUGCCAAAGGUUGAAACAGAUGUCUCACAGUCAAAGGGAAAAAUAGAAGUUCCAGAUGUGGACGUCUCCAUCAAGGCCCCUGGGGCAGAUGGCAGCAUUGAGGGAGGUGGAAUGAAAAUCCAUAUGCCCAAGUUUAAGAUGCCCAGCAUGGGUGUCUCCAAACCCGAAAUGAAAGGCCCCAAGGUGGAUGUCGCCGUCAGUCUCCCUAAAGUGGAUGCCUCUCUUCGAACAGGCGAUCUUAGCAUUACAAAGCCCGAACUGAAAACAGACGGUAUUGGCCUUUCCGCUCCGGACAUUCAGGUGCCAACAGGACAAGCUUCGUUGGAAUUAACAGCUCCGGAACUACACAUGGAGGUGCCAUCGGCUGAGAUUGCUCUGGACACAGAUAAGGUAAAAUACAAGGGCAUGGAUAGCAAGUUCAAAAUGCCAAAGCUCCACAUGCCCAAGUUUGGAGUUUCACUUCCCAAAGGGAAAGCAGCUGCAGAAGGUGAAGUCACACUACCUUCCAUGGAAGCUGUGCUCCAUAAGCCGGAAUUGAAGGCCGGAAUGGCACUGCCAUCUGUCACCUUUGAUGCAGACAUCCCAGUUCCAGCAGUUGAGAUUGAGGCACCGAGUGUGGAAGUCGGCAUGGCUGACAAGGGCAAGGUGAAAAUGCCUGAUCUUAAGAUGCCAAGUGUGAAAGUCCCCAAGCUGAAGACUCCUCAAGUGGGCGUCUCCCUGCCAAAGGUGGAAACAGAUGUCUCCCUGCCAAAAGGAAAAUUAGAAGUUCCUGAUGUGGACAUUUCGGUCAAGAUGCCUGAGGCAGAAGGCAGCAUUGAGGGCACGGGAAUGAAAUUCCACAUGCCCAAGUUCAAGAUGCCCAGCAUGGGUGUUUCCACACCCGAAAUCAAAGGGCCCAAGGUGGAACUCGAUGUCAGUCUCCCUAAAGUGGAUUCCUCCAUUCCGACAGUUGAUGUCAGCAUUACAAAGCCAGAACUGAAAACAGGUGACCUUGCAGCCGGUAUCGGCCUCCCCACACCAGACAUUCAGAUGCCAACAGGACAGGCCUACAUGGAGGACUCAGCUCCAGAAGUACACGUGCAGGGGCCGUCUGCGGAGAUUGCCCUGGACACAGACAAGGUUAAGGUCGAAGGCAUGGACAGCAAGUUCAAGAUGCCAAAGUUCCACAUGCCCAAGUUUGGAGUUUCACUUCCCAAAGGGAAAGCACCUGCAGAAGGUGAAAUCACCCUACCUUCUGUGGAAGCUGAACUCCCUAAGCCAGAACUGAAGGCUGAAGUGGUGCUGCCCUCUGUCGCUGUUGAUGCAGACAUCCCGGUUCCAGCAGUUGAGAUUGAGGGACCGAGUGUGGAAGUUGGCGUGGCUGACAAGGGCAAGGUGAAAAUGCCUGAUGUUAAGAUGCCAAGUGUGAAAGUCCUCAAACUGAAGACUCCUCAAGUGGGCGUCACCAUGCCAAAGGUGGAAGCAGAUGUCUCCAUGCCAAAAGGUAAAAUAGAAGUUCCAGACGUAGACGUCUCCGUAAAGGUGCCUGAAGCAGAAGGCAGCAUUGAGGGUACCGGAAUGAAAUUCCACAUGCCGAAGUUCAAGAUGCCCAGCAUGGGUGUCUCCAAACCUGAAAUCAAAGGGCCCAAGGUAGACGUUGACCUCGGUCUUCCUGAAAUGGAUGCCUCUCUUCCAACCGUAGAUGUCAGUAUUACAAAGCCCGAACUGAAAACAGGUGACCUGGCAGCUGGGAUCAGCCUCUCCACACCAGACAUUCAGAUGCCCACAGGACAUGUUUCUGUGGAAUCAACAGCUCCAGAACUACACAUGGAUGUUUCAUCUGCUGAGAUUGCUCUGGACUCAGACAAGGUGAAGCUCAAGGGGAUGGACAGCAAACUCAAGAUGCCAAAGGUCCACGUACCCAAGUUUGGAGUUUUACUUCCCAAAGGAAAAGCAGCUGCAGAAGGGGAAGUCACCCUACCUUCUGUUGAAGGAGAGCUCCCUAUGCCGGAACUGAAGGCUGAAAUGGCACUGCCAACUGUCACCGUUGAUGCAGACAUCCCAGUUCCUGCAGUUCAGAUUGAGGGACCGAGUGUGGAAGUUGGUGUGGCUGACAAGGGCAAGGUAAAAAAGCCUGAUCUUAAGAUGCCAAGUGUGAAAGUCCCGAAACUGAAGACUUCUCAAGUGGGCGUCACCAUGCCAAAGGUGGAAGCAGAUGUCUCCAUGCCAAAAGGAAAAAUAGAAGUGCCAGAGGUGGACGUCUCUGUCAAGGCGCGGGAGGCAGAAGGCAGCAUUGAUGGCACUGGAAUGAAAAUCCACAUGCCCAAGUUUAAGAUGCCCAGCAUGGGUGUCUCCAAACCUGAAAUCAAAGGCCCCAAGGUGGACGUCGACCUCAGCAUCCCUAAAGUGGAUGCCUCUCUUCGAAAAGUCGAUCUCAGCAUUACAAAGCCCGAACUGAAAACAGCUGGGAUCGGCCUUUCCGCCCCUGACAUUCAGGUGCCAACAGGACAAGCUUCGUUGGAAUUAAGAGCUCCAGAAGGACACAUGGAGGUGCCAUCUGCUGAGAUUGCUCUGGACAAAGAUAAGGAAAAACUGAAGGGCAUGGAUGGCAAACUCAAGAUGCCAAAGCUCCACAUGCCCAAGUUUGGAGUUUCACUUCCCAAAGGGAAAGCAGCUGCAGAAGGUGAAGUCACACUACCUUCCAUGGAAGCUGAGCUCCAUAAGCCGGAACUGAAGGCCGGAAUGGCACUGCCAUCUGUCACCGUUGAUGCAGACAUCCCGCUCCCAGUAGUUGAGAUUGAGGCACCGAGUGUGGAAGUCGGCAUGGCUGACAAGGGCAAGGUGAAAAUGCCUGAUCUUAAGAUGCCAAGUGUGAAAGUCCCCAAGCUGAAGACUCCUCAAGUGGGCGUCUCCCUGCCAAAGGUGGAAGCAGAUGUCUCCCUGCCAAAAGGAAAAAUAGAAGUUCCUGAUGUGGACAUUUCGGUCAAGAUGCCUGAGGCAGAAGGCAGCAUUGAGGGCACGGGAAUGAAAUUCCACAUGCCCAAGUUCAAGAUGCCCAGCAUGGGUGUUUCCACACCCGAAAUCAAAGGGCCCAAGGUGGAACUCGAUGUCAGUCUCCCUAAAGUGGAUGCCUCCCUUCCGACAGUUGAAGUCAGCAUUACAAAGCCCGAACUGAAAAGAGGUGACCUUGCAGCCGGUAUCGGCCUCACCGCACCAGACAUUCAGAUGCCCACAGGACAGGCCUCCGUGGAAGUCUCAGCCACAGAACUGCACGUGGAGGGGCCAUCCACUGAGAUUGCUCUGGACACAGACAAGGUGAUGGUCGAGGGCAUGGACAGCAAGUUCAAGAUGCCAAAGUUCCAUAUGCCCAAAUUUGGAGUUUCACUUCCCAAAGGGAAAGCACCUGCAGAAGGUGAAAUCACCCCACAUUCAGUGCAAGCUGAGCUCCCUAAGCCAGAACUGAAGGCUGAAGUGGUGCUGCCCUCUGUUGCCGUUGAUGCAGACAUCCCGGUUCCAGCAGUUGAGAUUGAGGGACCAAGUGUGGAAGUCAGCGUGGCUGACAAGGGCAAGGUGAAAAUGCCUGAUCUUAAGAAGCCAAGUGUGAAAGCCCCCAAACUGAAGACGCCUCAUGUCCGCGUCACCAUGCCAAAGGUGGAAGCAGAUGUCUCCGUGCCAAAGGGAAAAAUAGAAGUUCCAGAGGUAGACGCCUCCGUCAAGGUGCCUGAAGCUGAAGGCAGCACUGAGGGCACCGGAAUGAAAUUCCACAUGCCGAAGUUCAAGAUGCCCAGCAUGGGUGUCUCCAAACCUGAAAUCAAAGGGCCCAAGGUGGAUGUCGCCGUCAGUCUCCCUAAAGUGGAUGCCUCUCUUCCAACAGUUGAUGUCAGCAUUACAAAGCCCGAACUGAAAGCACCCGGGAUUGGCCUCUCCGCACCUGAAAUUCAGGUGCCCACAGGGCAGGCCCCCAUGGAAGUUUCAGCUCCAGAACUGCACAUGGAGGGGCCGUCCGCUGAGAUUGCUGUGGACACAGAAAAGGUGAAGCUCGAAGGCAUGGACAGCAAGUUCAAGAUGCCAAAGUUCCACAUGCCCAAGUUUGGAGUUUCACUUCCCAAAGGGAAAGCAGCUGCAGAAGGGGAAAUCACCCUACCUUCAGUGCAAGCUGAGCUCCCUAAGCCAGAAAUGAAAGCUGAAAUUGUGCUGCCCUCUGUAGCCGUUGAUGCGGACAUCCCGGUUCCAGCAGUUGAGAUUGAGGGACCGAGUUUGGAAGUUGGCGUGUCUGACGAGGGCAAGGUGAAAAUGCCUCAUCUCAAGAUGCCAAGUGUGAAAGUCCCCAAACUGAAGACUCCUCAAGUGGGCGUCACCAUGCCAACGAUGGAAGCAGAUGUCUCCAUGCCAAAGGGAAAAAUAGACGUUCCAGAGGUAGACGUCUCCGUCAAGGUGCCUGAGGCAGAAGGCAGCAUCGAGGGCACUGAAAUGAAAGUCCACAUGCCCAAGUUCAAGAUGCCCAGCAUGGGUUUCUCCAAACCUGAAAUCAAAGGGCCCAAGGUGGAUGUCGCCGUCAGUCUCCCUAAAGUGGAUGCCUCUCUUCCAACAGUUGAUGUCAGCAUUACAAAGCCCGAACUGAAAGCACCCGGGAUUGGCCUCUCCGCACCUGAAAUUCAGGUGCCCACAGGGCAGGCCUCCAUGGACGUUUCAGCUCCAGAACUGCACAUGGAGGGGCCGUCCGCUGAGAUUGCUGUGGAAACAGGCAAGGUGAAGCUCGAGGGAAUGGACAGCAAGUUCAAGAUGCCAAAGUUCCACAUGCCCAAGUUUGGAAUUUCACUUCCCAAAGGGAAAGAAGCUGCAGAGGGUGAAAUCACCCUACCUCCCGUGGAAGCUGAGCUCGCUAAACUGGAACUGGAGGCUGGAAUGGCAGUGCCAUCUGUCGCCGUUGAUGCAGACAUCCCAGGUCCAGCAGUUGAAAUUGAGGGACCGAGUGUGGAAGUUGGUGUGGCUGACAAGGGCAAGGUGGAAAUGCCUGAUCUUAAGAUGCCAAGUGUGAAAGUCCCCAAGCUGAAGUCACCUCAAGUGGGCAUCACACUGCCAAAGGCGGAAGCAGAUUUCUCCAUGCCAAAAGGAAAAAUAGAAGUGCCUGAUGUGGACAUUUCGGUCAAGAUGCCUGAGGCAGAAGGCAGUAUUGAGGGUGCUGGAAUGAAAAUUCACAUGCCCAAGUUCAAGAUGCCCAGCAUGGGUUUCUCCAAGUCCAAAAUCAAAGGGCCCAAGGUGGACGUAGACGUCAACCUCCCCAAAGUGGAUGCCACUCUUCCGGCAGUCGAUGUCAGCAUUGCAAAGCCCGAACUGAAAACAGGUGACCUUUCAACCGGGAUUGGCCUCUCCACACCUGACGUUCAGGUGCCCACAGGACAGGCCUCCAUGGAAGUUUCAGCUCCAGAACUACACAUGGAGGGGCCGUCCGCUGAGAUUGCUUUGGACACAGACAAGGUGAAGCUCGAAGGCAUGGACAGCAAGUUCAAGAUGCCAAAGUUCCAUAUGCCCAAGCUUGGAAUUUCAUUUCCCAAGGGGAAAGCAACUGCAGAAGGUGAAAUCACCCUACCCGCCGUGGAAGCUGAGCUUCCUGUGCCAGAACUGAAGGCCGACGUGGCACUGCCCUCUGUCACUGUUGAUGCAGACAUCCCAGUUCUAGCAGUUGAGAUUGACGCACCGACUGUGGAAGUUGGCGUGGCUGAAAAGGGCAAGGUGAAAAUGCCUGAUCUUAAGAUGCCAACUGGGAAAGUCCCCAAACUGAAGGCUCCUCAAGUGGGCGUCUCCCUGCCAAAGGUGGAAGCAGAUGUCUCCCUGCCAAGAGGAAAAAUAGAAGUCCCAGAGGUGGACGUCUCCGUCAAGGCACCUGAGGCAGAAGGCAGCAUUGACGGAGGUGGAAUGAAAAUCCACAUGCCCAAGUUCAAGAUGCCCAGCAUGGGUUUCUCGAAACCCGAAAUCAAAGGUCCCAAGGUGGAUGUCGAUUUCAACCUCCCCAAAGUGGAUGCCACUCCUCCAGCAGUCGACAUCAGCAUUACAAAGCCCAGCCUACAAACAGGUGACCUUGCAGCUGGAAUCGGCCUCUCCACACCUGACAUUCAGGUGCCCACAGAACAGGCCUUCGUGGAAGUCUCAGCUCCAGAACUACAUGUGGAGGGGCCGUCUGCUGAGAUUUCUCUGGACACAGACAAGGUGAAGCUCGAAGGUACGGGCAGCAAGUUCAAGAUGCCAAAGUUCCACAUGCCCAAGUUUGGAGUUUCACUUCCCAAAGGGAAAGCAGCUGCAGAAGGUGAAAUCACCCUACCCUCUGUGGAAGGUGAGCUCCUGAUGCCGGAACUGAAGACUGAAGUGGCGCUGCCCUCUGUCACUUUUGACACAGAUGUCCCGGUUCCAGCAGUUGGGAUUGAGGGACCGAGUGUGGAAGUUGGCAUGGCUGACAAGGGCAAGGUGAAAAUGCCGGAUCUUAAGAUGCCAAGUGUGAAUGUCCCCAAACUGAAGGCUCCUCAAGUGGGCGUCUCCCUGCCAAAGGUGGAAGCAGAUGUCUCCAUGCCAAAGGGAAAAAUGGAAGGGCCAGAGGUGGAUGUCUCCGUCAAGGCACCUGAGGCAGAAGGCAGUAUUGAGGGUGUUGGAAUGAAAAUUCACAUGCCCAAGUUCAAGAUGCCCAGCAUGGGUUUCUCCAAGUCCAAAAUCAAAGGGCCCAAGGUGGACGUAGACGCCCACCUCCCCAAAGUGGAUGCCACUCUUCCGACAGUCGAUGUCAGCAUUGCAAAGCCCGAACUGAAAACAGGUGACCUUUCAACCCGGAUUGGCCUCUCCGCACCUGACAUUCAGGUGCCCACAGGACAGGCCUCCAUGGAAGUUUCAGCUCCAGAACUACACAUGGAGGGGCCGUCCGCUGAGAUUGCUGUGGACACAGACAAGGUGAAGCUCGAAGGCAUGGACAGCAAGUUCAAGAUGCCAAAGUUCCACAUGCCCAAGUUUGGAGUUUCACUUCCCAAGGGGAAAGCAACUGCAGAAGGUGAAAUCACCCUACCCUCCGUGGAAGCUGAGCUUCCUGUGCCAGAACUGAAGACCGACGUGGCACUGCCCUCUGUCACUGUUGAUGCAGACAUCCCAGUUCUAGCAGUUGAGAUUGACGCACCGACUGUGGAAGUUGGCGUGGCUGAAAAGGGCAAGGUAAAAAUGCCUGAUCUUAAGAUGCCAACUGGGAAAGUCCCCAAACUGAAGGCUCCUCAAGUGGGCGUCUCCCUGCCAAAGGUGGAAGCAGAUGUCUCCCUGCCAAGAGGAAAAAUAGAAGUCCCAGAGGUGGACGUCUCCGUCAAGGCACCUGAGGCAGAAGGCAGCAUUGACGGAGGUGGAAUGAAAAUCCACAUGCCCAAGUUCAAGAUGCCCAGCAUGGGUUUCUCGAAAGCCGAAAUCAAAGGUCCCAAGGUGGAUGUCGACCUCAACCUCCCCAAAGUGGAUGCCACUCCUCCAGCAGUCGAUGUCAGCAUUACAAAGCCCAGCCUAAAAACAGGUGACUUUGCAGCUGGAAUCGGCCUCUCCACACCUGACAUUCAGGUGCCCACAGAACAGGCCUUCGUGGAAGUCUCAGCUCCAGAACUAUACAUAGAGGGGCCAUCUGCUGACAUUGCUCUGGACGCAGACAAGGUGAAGCUUGAAGGCAUGGACAGCAAGUUCAAGAUGCCAAAGUUCCACAUGCCCAAGUUUGGAGUUUCACUUCCCAAGGGGAAAGCAGCUGCAGAAGGUGAAAUCACCCUACCCUCUGUGGAAGGUGAGCUCCCUAAGCCAGAACUGAAGGCUGAAGUGGUGCUGCCCUCUGUCACUGUUGAUGCAGACGGCACGGUUCCAGCAGUUGAGAUUGAGGGACCGAGUGUGGAAGUUGGCGUGGCUGAAAAGGGCAAGGUGAAAAUGCCUGAUCUUAAGAUGCCAAGUGUGAAAGUCCCGGAACUGAAGACUCCUCAAGUGGGCGUCACCAUGCCAAAGGUGGAAGCAGAUGUCUCCAUGCCAAAAGGAAAAAUAGAAGUGCCAGAGGUGGACGCCUCCGUCAAGGUGCCUGAGGCAGAAGGCAGCAUUGAGGGAUCUGGAAUGAAAAUCCACAUGCCCAAGUUCAAGAUGCCCAGCAUGGGUUUCUCUAAGUCCAAAAUCAAAGGGCCCAAGGUGGACAUAGACGCCCACCUCCCCAAAGUGGAUGCCACUCUUCCGGCAGUCGAUGUCAGCAUUACAAAGCCUGAACUGAAAACUGGUGACCUUUCAGCCGGGAUUGGCCUCUCCGCACCUGACAUUCAGGUGCCAACAGGACAGGCCUCCGGGGAAGUCUCAGCUCCAGAACUACACGUGGAGGGGCUGUCUGCUGAGAUUUCUCUGGACACAGACAAGGUGAAGCUCGAGGGAAUGGACAGCAAGUUCAAGAUGCCAAAGUUCCAUAUGCCCAAGCUUGGAAUUUCACUUCCCAAAGGGAAAGCAGCUGCAGAAGGUGAAAUCACCCUACCCUCCGUGGAAGGUGAGCUCCCUAUGCCAGAACUGAAGGCUGAAGUGGUGCUGCCCUCUGUCGCUGUUGAUGCAGACAUCCGGGUUCCAGCAGUUGAGAUUGAGGGACCGAGUGUGGAAGUUGGCGUGGCUGAAAAGGGCAAGGUGAAAAUGCCUGAUCUUAAGAUGCCAACUGGGAAAGUCCCCAAACUGAAGGCUCCUCAAGUGGGCGUCUCCCUGCCAAAGGUGGAAGCAGAUGUCUCCAUGCCAAAGGGAAAAAUAGAAGUCCCAGAGGUGGACGUCUCCAUCAAGGCACCUGAGACAGAAGGCAGUAUCGAUGGCACCGGAAUGAAAAUCCACAUGUCCAAGUUCAAGAUGCCCAGCAUGGGAUUCUCCAAACCCGAAAUCAAAGGACCCAAAGUGGAUGUUGACGUCCACCUCCCCAAAGUGGAUGCCACUCUUCCGGCAGUCGAUGUCAGCAUUGCAAAGCCCGAACUGAAAACAGGUGACCUUUCAACCGGGAUUGGCCUCUCCGCACCUGACAUUCAGGUGCCCACAGGACAGGCCUCCGUGGAAGUCUCAGCUCCAGAACUACAUGUGGAGGGGCCUUCUGCUGAGAUUUCUCUGGACACAGACAAGGUGAAGCUCGAAGGCAUGGACAGCAAGUUCAAGAUGCCUAAGUUCCACAUGCCCAAAUUUGGAGUUUCCCUUCCCAAAGGGAAAGCAGCUGCAGAAAGCGAGAUCACUAUUACCUCCAUGGAUGGUGAGCUCUCCACGCCAGAACUGAAGGCCGAAGUGGCGCUGCCCUCUGUUGCCAUUGAUGCUGAUAUUAAGGGGGACCCUUCUGUUGUUGACAGUGAAUCAUCAGUGUGGAAGAUCUCUAUGCCCUCGUUUAAGAAAUCUAAGAUGUCUAAAGGUGAUAUUAAAACACCAAAGCUGGACAUUGGCCUCCCAAUCAUGGAUGCUGAAGUUUGUAAAGCAGAGAUAGAUUUGCCGUGCUCUGAUGAUGCUGAUGAUGGUGGUGAUUUGGAUGUGCACUGGGGAGAUGGUUCUUUAUCUUCACAAAAUCUGGCUAAGAAGAAAGGUAGUAAGUUUAAAAUGCCUAAAUUUAACAUACCAUCUUUUGGCAAGUCCAGCUCUUACAAGACUGGUAUUAUGACUGAACCACCUGAUUUGUUGGUUUCUCCUGCUGGAAUUGAUGGUGAUGUAGUUUUGUCUGGAAUUGGAACUAUUAGUCCACCCGUGGAAAUUGAUAGUCAGUCAUCUGCUUGUGGAGCAGGAGACCUAUCCCAAGGAAUUAUUCCUGAAAGCACCAUGGAUGUUCCUGAAUCUCAUGGUCGUUUAGGGGGGAUAAGUGUUACCUUGCCUAGAUUUCAUCUUCCUAAUCUGGGUUUUUCAAAGGUGGAGGUAACUCCUAAAAUUGAUGUCAGUGAAAAUAUAGCAGAUAAGGAUGUCACUCUUACCAGUUAUCAUAUGACUUCUCAAGAAUCAGAACAGGAACUUGGAGAUGAAGUUGUAAAUUUGCCAGAAGUGGAAAGUAAAUCUGAAAUGACUAUCCAUGGUCCAAAUAUAGAAGCUGAAGGCAUGUCAGCUGAUAUUGUUUCCAGUGCAGCUGAAAUUAGUGUUGAUGGUUCAAAGGGGAAGAGUAAAAUGCCAAGAUUUCAAAUGCCAAAGUUUGGAUCAUCACGAGUUAAAGUGCCAGAGAGUAAAAUUAGUGUACGCCAAGUUGCAACUGACAUUCCUGACAUAGAUACUGAUGUGCAAGUUUUGGAUAUCAAAAAAUCUGAAAUUCUUGAUGUAGAGGCAGAUGUUUCAGGCCUAAAAAUGGAAAUUACAUCAGUUAAGGGCCCUCAAAUCCUAAGGGCUGAUACUAAAACAUCACAGAUAGAUGUUGUCUUUCCUUCAGUACCAGAAUCAAGGAUUGAUAUCCAGGGACCAGAUUUAGAUAGCAAAGAUAUAAUACGUGAAAGUGAUGAAAAGGAUACUCUAGAAAAAGAAAGUAAAUUUAGGAUGCCAAAAUUCAAGCUACCAUCAUUCAGCUGGUCUCCGAAAAAAGAAGCAAGUGUUUCCACUGAUACUGAUGUGAACUUUGAAGAACCCUCAGUUUCACUUUCAACAAGUGAAAUAGAAUCUGAAUUAACACUCACUGUAGAGGAUGUUGAAGGCCAAACAGAAGAAUUGGAGGUUCAUAUGUCUAUUGAUAAAGAUAGUGAGAGAACCAGAAGGCCUCAGUUUAGCAUGCCUAAAAUAUCCCUUCCAAAAAUGAAAGGCCAUAAAGCUGACAUUUCAAUGUCACAAGUGGACACUGACAUGGCCAUGUCUACCUCUGAGGAAGCAGGGGACAUUUCACCACAAAUAUCAGAAAAAGACAUCAGUAGUGGUGAUGCUAGAAGAGGCAUUAAAAUGCCCAAAGUUAAACUUCCAAGUGUAGAGCUUUCCAAACCAGAAAUUAAAGCUCCCAAAGUGGACAUGGAAUCCAGCUUAACUAAAAGUGAUACCAAAGUUCCUACACUUGAUGACAGUUUUUCAAAAGCAGAAUUAAAAAUAACUGAUGUUGCUGAUGAGAUUAAUAAAUCCACAGGAGAAAUUAAGGUCCCUACAGUGAAAGGCCUAGAAAUAAAAGUGGAAGGACCAUCCACUGAAGUAUCUGUAGAUGGAUCAGAGAUUAAAACUGAAUGUGUAGAUGGAAAGAUAAAAAGGCCAAAAUUCCAAAUGCCUAAAUUUGGAAUUUCAUUUUCUAAGGGUAAAGUUCCGGACACUGAUGUUAAUUUACCAUCUGAGGACACUGAUACUGCCCAGCUGAAAACUACCACAGAUAUUGCCGAUAUUGCUGUGGAAGCUCCAACAUUUGAAGCAGAGUAUGAUAUUGUUGAUACAGAAAAAACUAUUGUGGAAGGGAAAAUUAAGAUGCCCCAGAUUCCUAGUGCUGACAUCAAGACUCCAGCACUGGACCUAAAAUUCCCUUCAGUUGGCUUUUCUGUGACACAGCCACAGCAAGAGACUCAAGAGUCAGAUGCUAAAGCUGAAGAAGCAAAAUUAGAGAAAACAAUGAAGAGUGGAAGUUUAGAUUCAGAAGAGAAGGAAAGCCAUUUCAAAAUGCCAAAAUUCAAAUUGCCAUCAUUUAAUUGGUCCCCUAAAAAAGAAGCAAGCCUUAAAACCAAUAUAAAAGAACCUCUGGAGGAACCUAAUCUAAAUAUAUUGUUGGAUGAUACUGAUAUCGAAGCAAAAGUGAUUCUACCAGAAGAUCAAGAAAUCCACAUGGAACAAGAUAUCGAAACAUCCACAAAAAAGGGGCAGGUGAAAAGGCCUCAUUUUACUAUGCCCAAAAUUUCCCUUUCUCGGACAAAACUUCCAAAAUCACAAGGCAGCCUUCCUAAAGUAGAGGCUGAUAUUACCAUGGAAAGAGAUGGAGCUUUGGUACAAAUACCGGACAUAGAAAGUAGUUUUACCACAAGAAAAGAAGAUGAAACUGAAAUAAGCAUUAAAAUGUCAAAGGGCAUAUCAAAAGUAGAAGUCAAAUCUCCCCAAAUAGAUACAAAUGUUAACUUACCAAAACCUGAUAUUAAGGUGCCCAUAAUCAGUAGUUCAUUUGAGCAGAAGAGUUCAGAAAAAGAAUUUGAAGAUGAAAUUGAUAUGGAUAAUGCAAGUACAAAAAAGGAUGGCAUGGAGGGAAAGAUUAGAAUGCCAAAACUCCAAAUGCCAAAGUUUGAAAUUUCAGUUUCUGAAUGGAAAUUGCCAGAGAGUGGCAUCACUCUACCAAAAAUGGAAGCUGAAGUUUCCCAGCUACAAGUGACAACAGAAAUAGAGAGACUUGAUGGAGAAGCCCCAACCUCAGAAGCUGAAAGCAUUAAUGCAGAAAUGAAGGUUUCAACUGAAAAAAAUAAAAUGACACAAGCGCCUGGAGUCGAAAUUGAAGUACCUGGCAUGUCUGUUUGCAGCACUGAUGAGAAGGAUAUAAAAGUACAAGGAGAACACAAAACAAUGUCUGGAGAAAUUCAGACCGAGGAGUCUCAGGGUUGGUUUAAAAUGCCAAAGUUCAGGAUGCCUUCAUUUGGUCGAUCAUCCUCAAAAGGGAAAAAAGGUGAUGCUGAAGUUGAAAGCAGCACUGGAAAAGCUCCUGUCGCAGAAGGAGAAAGUGAAACAAAAGGUCUUGAAACUGUAAUCCAGUCUUCCCAUGUAGAUAUAGGAUCACAUUUUGAAAAGGAUGUUUUAGAAGGCAAAGUCAUGUUUCCUCAAGAAGAGAUUACAGAAGGUGGCAUAUCAGUACUGAAAGAAAAGGUAUCUGGCUUAGGUAUAUUAGAGAGUGAAGGCCGUCUUUCAGAAGCCCCAGGAAAAGCAGACAGUAAAUUAAGUGCCCUGGGGUUUAAAACAUAUGCUGACGUAGUCAAACAUGGUGCUGAAGGAGAGAGUUUACAAAUGCAUACACCCAUUUUAUCUGUCCCUACAUCAGAAAACAAUGUACCAAAAAUGGAUGUUAAUAUCACUCUCCCUAAAUGUGAGGUGACACUUCAAGGACACAAAGCCAAAUUAGACAGCAUAACAGUGGUUGAGGCAUCAUCAACUGAAAUGACUGUGGACAAAACAGAGAAGAAAAUUGAUGCUGAUGUUGGUGAAGCACAGGCAGUUAUGCAAGACUCCGAUACAGUAGCAAAAACUGAAAAAACAGAGAAACAACUGAAAUUACAAAGAAAGGAUACCCAAGGAAAAGAAAGCAUAUUCAAAAUGCCAAAGUUUGGCAUGCCUUCGUUUGGGUGGUCCACCACAAAGAGCACUGGCAAUGUUGCUGAUGUGAUAUCUGGGCUGGAAGAGUCUGAUGUUGUCCCUUCAGAAGUUAAAAUGGAUGAUUCAGUUGCUGAUGAAGACUUUGAAAUAAUAGACUUCCCAUCCGAAGGCUUUGAAAAAGAUGCAUCCACCGAAAGUGAAAUGAAGGCAGAAGAGAGAGAUGGCUCAAGUAAAACGAAAGCAUCCAAAUUCAAGAUGCCAAAGUUUGGCAGUCUACAUAGCAAAUCACGGGGUUCAGACAUCCAUGCUGAUGCACCAAAGAUAGAGACUGAGGUGUCAAUAUCAAAAACUGAAGGAGAGAGAUUCAAAACCGAAGCUCUUCAAAAAGCAGAAGGGUCUGUUGAUGUAAAGAGUCUAACAUUAGAUUUUACAGGAAAACCAGUAGACCUCAUGGACAAACAGUUUGAGGAUUCAGAACUACGUUUUCAAAUUCCCAAAUUUAAAAUGCCCAAAUUCACACAUAGCACAUCUGAAGCUGAAGGACAACUUGUGAUUUCAGAAGGAGCAACAGAUAUGAAAUGUGCUGCUACUGAUCCUGAUGGUGCACCUCAAUCAGAAUUCAGAACUACAUUCCUUGAAGAGAAAGCAGAAGAUUCAGGUUAUAAUAUCCAGAAAUCUAAAGUCAGGAUUACAACACUAUCUGAACCUGCCAUUCAAAGAGCACAAAUGGACUCUGGAGACUCUUCUUUUAUAGAGAAAACAGUACACAUACCGAGGCCAGUGGAAUUCAGCACUGCAUUUCCUGCAGGUAACAUAGACGCCAUGGAUGGUAAAAUCCAGAAGUCAAUAGCUAAAAUUACAACACUGACUGAACCAGACAUUCAGACAACACAAUUUGAGAUUAAACUCCCAUCAGUUGAUUCAUUUGUUCCAAGUACACCAAUGCAUGCUCAACAACAAUACCUUGAGCAUAAAGAAGUAAAGAUACAAGGUAAAUCCUCAUUUGGAUAUGAUGAUGCUGCAGUUCAGGAGUCUUUCUCCACCGAGAUAGUAAGAGAAUCUGAGAUUCCUCCUUCAGAAGUAAAAAGUGCCACCUAUGGGUUUUCCCUUCUCAAAGUGAAAAUACAGGAAUCUCAUGUGAAUUUAGAUAUACCAGUUAAACUAUCUUCUACAGAAUAUAUGAGUGAAACAUUUGAAAGUAAAGAUCACCAAUCAUCAGAUGAAAGCCCCAAAAAAAGCAAUAGAAAAGACUGGUUUUACAAAAUUAACAUUAUCUGACAAAGGCGAAGAACUAAUUGUCACUGAAGGAGCUUCUUCCACUACUACACUGACAAAGCUAAAAGCAUUUACAGUGGAAGUGGAAUCUUCCAGUGACUUUGCAGAGAGUCAUUCAGAUACACAGCCAAGAGAGACGUCUGAAUCU
This is a messenger RNA of Varanus komodoensis (Komodo dragon), 20291 nucleotides long. It is a transcript of the gene AHNAK2, whose product is annotated as AHNAK nucleoprotein 2. The transcript is spliced from 7 exons. The coding region runs from base 512 to 20146 and encodes 6544 amino acids. Gene Ontology annotation, cellular component: cytoplasm; nucleus; costamere. The record is from RefSeq and is a predicted model, not a curated record. Gene Ontology annotation, biological process: regulation of RNA splicing. Gene Ontology annotation, molecular function: protein binding. NCBI's taxonomy places the organism in Eukaryota, Metazoa, Chordata, Lepidosauria, Squamata, Varanidae.